Molecule: messenger RNA, 1678 nt
Organism: Trichoplusia ni (cabbage looper)
Lineage: Eukaryota; Metazoa; Arthropoda; Insecta; Lepidoptera; Noctuidae
Gene: Dolk
Product: dolichol kinase
Exons: 9
Coding region: 118-1599 (493 amino acids)
Biological process (GO): dolichyl monophosphate biosynthetic process
Cellular component (GO): endoplasmic reticulum membrane
Molecular function (GO): dolichol kinase activity
Source: RefSeq, a predicted model, not a curated record
AUUCUGUCUGUCAGUGUCAACAAUCAAAGUCAAACUCAUAUAUAAAAUUUUAGAACCUCAGCUGCUAUGAUACAAUUUGAAAUUAUUUAGUGUUUAUUUAUAUAAACUACAGAACAAAUGGAGAAAAGGCGACACACUUUUAUUCAAAAUCUACAGAAUAAAUUAGACGUACGGAUUUUACGUAUUCUAUUAUCUGUAGAUCAACAAAUCACAAAUAAUUUAAAAGAUGGAGAAAUUGCAACAAGGCCUGCAUUAUCGAAUGGACUAUGGUGUAGCAUGCUUCUGCCAACAGUUCUCAUAUUAUAUUCUUUACAGUACGAAGUAUCUGAGUUAUACAAACUUUUAGCGUUCAUAUCUGUUGGAUUGCUGUCUUACAGUCUUUUAUUUGUAGUAUUUGUAUCUGUAUCAUGUUUAGUUCUAAAAGAGAACAUUUAUGGAGGCUGUACAGCUUCAAGUCUGACUGCUGCAUUGUUGCUAUUCAUAUUUCUAGACCGAGGUUUAAUAUUUUCUGUUACCCUCUCAAUGGCAGCGGUGUUUUCAUACAGCCAACUAUUAAGAAUGUCCUUAAUGAAGUUCCCUAAAACAUUCACAAUAGGAGAAGCAAUGAUUGUUACACAAAGCAUAAUUUUAUCUGCCGUCAUGGUUGCAACUAAACUGGUCUUGAACAAUGGAGAUGUUGAAGAUGAAGAGUUGCAGUUCAUUUAUUCCGUUAUAUUUACCAUAUUAUCAUCAGUGGGAAUUAUUGUUACAGCCUUGUGUUUAUUGGAUGAGAACCAAAGGAAUCUGUCGGUACUCAGCUACAUUUUGAGUGUGGCUGGAACUUAUGCCUUAAUGAUAUUACAUGUUAAUAUUGGCGUUGAUUGUAUUCUUAAACUUGUUGGAUACAUAUUUCUGGAUUAUAAUAGAGUGAGAUUAUUUACCUUCUGGCUAGCUUUAGCUCUUGUGGCCGCAUUUGUGAUAUUGAUUCGCACUCAGCUGGCUGUCAAAGCGAGCACUGUGACCCGGAAAUCCUUCCACGUCCUGGCGUCGAUCGUUUUUCUAUCAGGAAUCAUUUAUAACAUUCGUUUGAUGACUCUUGCUGCAGGGUUUGGCUUUGGACUUAUGAUUUUUGUUGAGGCACUUAGAAAAGCCGACAUACCCCCGAUAUCUCCAGCCCUGCAGGCCGCAUUUGAUGUCUAUAGUGAUCAUAAGGACGUAGGGUACUUCGCGAUGACCCCUAUGUACCUUUACGUUGGGCUGGCGUGUCCGCUCGUCCUUGUGCCUAUACAUGAUGGGUACGAGCUGGAGUUACUGGCCGGCGUGCUCUCAAUAGGCAUUGGAGACACUGCAGCCAGCUGGUUCGGAUCCAAAUAUGGAUUUAACAAAUGGGCAGAUGGACACAAAUCGUUACAAGGCACUGCGUUUAAUGUUUUUUCACAAAUCGCCGCAGUGUAUGCUCUUGAUAUGUUUGGACUAUUAAAAUUAAAUUAUAGUUUACUUCGCGUUGGGAUCACAGCUACAAUAUCAGGUCUUGUGGAAGCGAAGACUGAUCAGGUAGAUAAUUUGGUACUUCCAUUGGUAUCUUUGAUAGCAUUCCAAACUACUUCGAUACUUUGUUAGAAAUUAAUUAUUGUAUAGAAGGUAAGCUCUUUUCACACGUCUCCUUGCAAUAUUACUUUAGCCUACAUGAAAAGCAAAA